AUGGGGCUUUCAUUCUUCUUCUUCUUCUUCUUCUUCUUCUUCUUCUUCUUCUUCUUCUUUGUGGAACUCACCAGAGGACAAAACAACAGACUAACCGAAGUUAAUGUUGGUGUUGUUACAGAUGUGGGGACUUCAUACUCGGACGUUUCCAUGCUCUGCAUCAACAUGUCUCUCGUUGACUUCUAUUCUUCUCAUCCCCAACUCAAGACAAGGCUUGUCGUCAACAUCGGUGACUCCAGAAAAGACGUCAUCGGUGCCGCAGCUGCAGCUCUUGAUCUUAUAAAGAACAAGCAAGUGAAAGCGAUAGUGGGGCCCUGGACAUCUAUGCAAGCUCAUUUCUUGAUCGAAAUUGGCCAAAAAUCCCGGGUUCCGAUUAUUUCAUAUUCUGCAACAAGUCCAUCUCUUACUUCUCUUCGCAGUCCAUACUUCUUUCGUGCUACGUACGAUGACUCAUCUCAAGUGCAUGCCAUAAAAGCUAUCGUCAAGUUGUUCGGGUGGAGAGAAGUUGUGCCUGUUUACAUCGACAACACCUUUGGAGAAGGUAUAAUGCCUCGUCUUACCGAUGCGUUACAAGAGAUCAACGUACGAAUACCGUAUAGAACCGUGAUCUCUCUAAACGCCACCGAUACUGAGAUCUCUGUGGAGCUUCUAAAGAUGAUGAACAUGCCAACAAGAGUCUUUAUUGUACACAUGUACACUGCUCUUGCCUCAAGAUUCUUCAUCAAAGCUAAGGAGAUUGGUUUGAUGAAACCAGGAUAUGUCUGGAUCCUAACCAAUGGAGUCAUGGAUGACUUAAGCUCCAUAAAUAAGACGGGCAUCGAUGGUAUGGAGGGUGUCUUGGGUGUAAAGACUUAUAUUCAGAAAUCCGAAGAUCUCGACAACUUUAAAGCUCGAUGGAGUAAGCUAUUCCCACGACUGGAUAUGAGUGUCUAUGGACUGUGGACUUAUGAUGCUAUCACCACACUGGCGAUGGCAGUUGAAGAAGCUGGAACAAACAACCUUACUUUUAGUAACGCGGAUCCUAGGAGAAAUGUUUCUGACCUUGAAACCCUUGGUGUAUCUCAAUAUGGCCCAAUGCUUCUUCCAACACUCUCAAGAGUUCGUUUUAGAGGACUCGCGGGAGAUUUUCGUUUUUUCAACAGGCAGCUGCAACCAUCGGUGUUUGAGAUUGUUAAUAUCAUCGGAACAGGAGAAAAAUCAUUAGGGUUCUGGACAGAGGAGAAUGGUCUUGUCAAGACACUAGGCCAGAAACCACAUAGCAUGAAUGCUUUAUCCAACUGGAAAGAUCAUCUCAAGCACAUUACAUGGCCUGGAGAGGCAGAUUCUGUUCCCCCAGGAUGGGAGAUCCCGACCAAUGGGAAGAAGUUGCGUAUCGGAGUCCCAAAGAGAACCGGUUUCCCGGUCUAG
Molecule: messenger RNA, 1407 nt
Organism: Microthlaspi erraticum
Lineage: Eukaryota; Viridiplantae; Streptophyta; Magnoliopsida; Brassicales; Brassicaceae
Source: the annotation of a GenBank genome assembly